CUGCGACGUAAUGGACCCGUCCAUGUAUCAUUUGACAAUCUUGGAAAUGCCGCAGACAGAUCAUGAUCGGAUGAUGUUGGACAGCCGCAACUUGCAUCCGUCGUCAAUGGGCUGAUCACUUGGACCAAUCACAACACCCGAUGGUGUAACGGCACGACCCCCGGGCUGACCGCGGCAAAGGAGCGCGUAACGGCGCCCUCGGGGCCCACAACAACUGGUACCCAAUGAACGGCGGGCGUUUUGAUUUUGACGAUGGGGGUUCCUACUGCGGCGGUUGGGAAGAAGGCAAGGCCCACGGCCACGGGGUCUGCACGGGGCCGAAGGGUAAAGGGGAGUAUAACGGAUCCUGGCACUACGGCUUCGAGGUGACAGGAGUCUACACGUGGCCGAGCGGGAACACCUACGAGGGGCAUUGGGAGCACGGCCGACGUCAUGGGUUAGGGGUGGAGAACAAAGGUCGCUGGGUGUACCGCGGGGAGUGGACGCAGGGAUACAAGGGGAAAUAUGGCGUGAUACAGAGCCUGGCUAGUGGGGCCCGGUAUGAAGGCACGUGGAGUAGCGGGCUACAAGACGGAUACGGACAGGAAACGUACGCCGAUGGAGGUAUCUAUCAGGGUCAGUGGGUCGGUGGAAUGCGUCACGGCUGUGGGAUCCGCAACAGUGUGCCUUAUGGAAUGGCGUCCAUCGUACGCCCGUCACUCCGUACAUCCCUUACAUCCCUGCGUAGCGAACACGAGAAUGGAUCCAUCGCGUCCGUCCCGGAUAACUUCGGUCAGCGAGGAGGCUUCGUCCUGGAUGUCUCGGACGAUGGCACGACGGACACAGAGAGCAGAAGUGGGACGAUGAAACGUGGGGAUGCCACCCGUGUGAGCAAAGCCCUUAUUGGGCUCAGAACCAAACGGGGGAAACGGGACAAAAACGGGUCAGGGGGUCACAGGGAAAGCUCCGACAGUACCGGAGGUAGUGUAGCCUCCUUCCGGCCGAAGCUGAACCACCAAGACUCCUUGAAGAGCACUGAAAGCGAGAGUCGUAUGAGUUCAAGCUCCUUGCAAUCCUCGGUCAUGGACAGUGACUUCAGUCACCCGAGUCACUUGAUGGACGAUGAGGCGACCGGGGACAUCACCGAAGUUUUCCUCGGAGAAUGGAAACAGGAUAAGCGAUCCGGUGUCGGAAUCAGCCAACGUUCGGACAGCUUCCAGUACGCCGGGGAGUGGCAUCAGAACAAACGCCAUGGCUACGGAUGUCUGACCUACCCGGAUGGGCACAAAGAGGAAGGCAAGUGGAAGAACAAUAUACUCGUGGCCUCGGGAAAGAAGAAACUGUUUGUGAUUGGAUCCAAACGGAUCAGCGAUCGAGUGGAACGAGCUGUGGAAGCCGCUAAUCAAGCUGCCAAUAUCGCCAGACAGAAGGCAGAUCUUGCUAUAUCUAGGGCAUCUUAUGCCAGAGAGAAAGCCGAGAUGGCGGAGACGGCAGCUUCAGAAUCUAGAGAGGAAGCGUCCAAAGCACGACAACGCUCCAAGGAGCUUACUGCCUCUUUGCCUCCUAGAGGUAAUGUGUCACGGCUUGCUGGCUAUGGGUGCAGGACUGCCAACGUUCGUUUUGCCAACUCCCUGUCGCCUGAGGGUAUAUAUGGUUGUACAUGUACAUGUAAAACUGUGCCACAAUAUCCUUACAGUUUGGUAAAUGAAGCAGGUGGAACUGGGGAUAUAAAGCUUGAUCGUAAGAAGAGUUUCUUCGGGCGACAUCUCGGAGGCUUUGACCGCAAGAGUCACAUGCGAGGCACCAUCAUUGAAGUCAAACAGGACCCCAGCUUUCAGACGCCAACUCACUCCCCAGAUAGUAAGAACCACCCUAGUAGACUAGCUAACGAAUGGGAUGGGAGGGGGUCCAAUCCGUCGUAUGAGUCAUCGGCAGUUAGAGAGGCUCGCUCGACGGGGAACCUGUUUGAAGGGAGUCCCGCGCCAAGACGUCGAGCCCAAUCCUCUGAACAUCCAAACAAUGACAGUCAAGCCUCCUUCCAUCCUAGGAACCAUCAUGGUGAGGUCGGGGUCCGGUUUAAUGGGUACCAGGACAGUGAAUACAGUGAUGGUUACUAUGAGGACCGUCACCACCGCACGUUACCCGACAGACGUUAUGGCGGUGAACGAGGAUCUGCCGAACUCACUCCAGAUUCUGGUAUCAGUACGACGUCGGAUUCAGAUCGGCUACGACGAGCGGUAUCGGACAGAAAACGUACCCUUGCAAAGCGCCAGUUUUCCCGUCAAGAGGGAGUAGAGGAGGACAGUUACGAUCGUCAACACAGCUCGAGUCAUGGUCGCGGUCACGGUCAGUACGAUGAGUACGAUAGCUUUAACGUAGAUGAAUUAGAAGAAGAGUUAUUGUCACAAGCUGCCUACGCACGGUUCGAUGAGGAGGACGAACAGGAAAAACUCAAGCAACAGAGACAGAAACAGAAGAGUAAAUUUGACAAGGAAGUGACUCUGUUAUCGGACAUGCCGCCGGGGCAUGUACGUACAUUUGACGGCAAGUUUCCUUCUCGCUGUAAAAUCCGAUACCUCCCAAAGUCCAACAGUCGCGACGAGGACUGGGCUGACCCUGAUCUAGAUGCUGAGGGCGCUCUUGCUAUUCAAGCUGGAAAAGUGAGCUGGUCUGCGAGUCGAAGCCUUGUCCUUCUGGUGCUAAUUCUCAACAUUGGUUUCGCCGUACUCUUCACUAAUUUAUUUCUCCAAAUGGAGGAAGAAGAGGACAGCUGGGAAGGCUGGCCUUGACGGAAACAACCGAGCCCUCUGAUUGGAUGUUGUCAAUGGCGACGCCAAGAUCGAGAGACGCGAUUGGUUGCUGACGAACCAAGCUGGAAUCUGGUGGUUAUGAUUGGAUGAAAGCUGAAUGACAUCAUCAGCGUCUGUUCUGUGACUGGACACCACCAUCUAGUGUCUUGCAUCGUCGUUCAUUUUAUUUUGAAAAAAAAAAAAUUAAAAAAAAGGUUGCUGUGUGAGUUUAAGGAGUUGUAGAAUUGUUGGCAUCUUGGGAUGUGGUCUCAAGAUGUCGACAGUUGAGUGUGUGAUAAGGGUUUGGUGUAACGUCCAUACAAACACCAAAACUAUCCACAAAUUAAACCAAGUUGGGGUUUACCAAGUACAGUGAGUGCCUAGACAUGUAGAGUGUGACCACAUUGUAGUGAGGGAACUUGGAAUAUAAUAUUUAUUAAUCCAAUGAAUUAUUCAUGAAGGUUCUUCAUUCAUGAAUAUUCAUCAUUCAUCAAUAUUCAUAAAGUCGAGGUCUGAGGUGCGUCAAAUUGACUAACAUAUAAAUAACGCAGACCUGAACUUGCUCUUAAAGUCCUUCUUAACUUCUGAUCGACAGUAUGCAAUUAUUUUGUCUUCUACAGAUAAUUGUGUGCACUUUGGUCGAGAAAGUUACUGAAAAUAAUCUUCAUCCUGUCAAUGAUUUUUCAACAAAAGUGCUGAAAAAAAAGUAACAAAAAACUUAGAAGCCCAAAAUAUGCUUGAACGAUUUUACUACUCGGCUGUUAUGACAUCUUUUCAUUGACUUCUCACUCAAAAUCUUCACAUAUUUGCAUUAAAUUAUCUUUGAAAAAAAUAUUUAGUGAACUUCACUUGGUAGUAAGGUAUGUGCCGAAUGUGCUACACUUUUUGUUAGGUGCUUGUGUGGAAAUGGUAUGUUACAUUAAAUUUCUAAUUUCUUUGGCUAGGGGCGAUAUUUAUUUAUCUAGUUUUAAGCAAACUUUUGUAUAAGUUAAGAGUUAUUUUACCUUUUUCUCUGAAAUUGUAUGUUUUUUUCCGUCCCACAUUUCAUUGCUAAGCUUUGCAACAGCCAAUCACAGCGCAAAAUUUUGAUGGUUCUUUUUUUGCCAGUAUGCUAUUUGUCGAAAAAUCUUUAUUAAAUAAAGUUAAACUACCCGGUGUGAAUAAAACAAAUCCUGCCAUUCAUUUUAUCACAAAUUAUUUAUUUUAUUGAAAAAUCAACUCAUUUUAAUUUGUCUAAGUCAUUUUUGGCUUUAUCUGUAUUCAUGAGAUGUAUUUAAAUUUGCAAUUUCUAAAAGUGCAAUGUAUGUUCUAGAACAAAUGUCAAUUACAUACUUGUUGUCAUAGUUACUUGCCAGCCAUCGUUUUGUAGUCUGGUUCCGGAUGGAAGACAUGGUCAUUGCAGAAGUGACUUUUCAGGUAAACGAAAAACACGAACACAUUUCUUGUUUUCAUCCAGGGAAACUUUUAAACCACAUUUUCAGAGAAGGGAAUCGAAUUGAAUAGUAUGACCCCAGCUGAAUUUGUAUGUGACUGAUUUAGUGAUGAUUGUGGGGAAAUACUACCCUUUUUGAUUAAAACAACCGAUUUAUCAAUCAAAACACAAAAGAAAAUCAAUCAAUCAAAACACAAAAGAAAAUCAUGAAAUGUUCUAUUUCAGUUGAAGAUGUUUUUCAUAUUUUGUUUGUAUUCUUAGUCGUAUUUUAAAGUGGCCAGUGCAAUAUGUUUUACAAUGCACAAAUAAGCUUUAAAAAUGUUAACAUUUGUGUUAUAUAUUAGCUAGGUCUUUGACAACCGGGGUACUUUAAUAGAAAAGCCAGAUUUCAACCAGUUUUGUGACCUUUGAACUGGCUUACAUUGCUAACUACAGGCGUUUUUGAAAUCCUGGCAUUGUCUCCGGCUGUGGCUUUAUCUCUGUCUGGCUUCAUGAUCAUUUAAAAGCAAAAGAAUAGAGAAAUGUUCUAAACUCUGGCCUCGUAUAAUUGCAAUUUUGGUUUCCCUGAUUCAGGCAGAAAAUGGACUCAUUUUGUUCAGCCAGAGACGUACAAGUCAGGAGCCUCAAAUCACCUUAUGCUGAAGCCGCAACAAAACCGAGGUUUCGAAAUCGCCUACAAGGCCGAGUAAAAAAAAAAAAUGGUUUCUCAUUCAUUCAUUCUGAAAAAAAUGAAGGAGGCUGGCGCUUCACCCCCCUACUUUUUCCCCCAAGAUAGCGGAUGGAUUCUUCAAUUUUCUCGACUCUUUUACUGAUAUAAAGUUGUGUCUAAAGGAGCCAUGACCCUUUCUGCAUUGCUAAAAUUUUGUUGGGAACAAAUAAAAGAGACACUUAUAUUCACAAUAUAUUUGCAAAUUGUAUUGCAAAUUUAUGAUUUUUUUUUUAAAGGAGGUGGUCGGGAAAAAGGAAGCGGUGGAGGAGGGGGGAAGAGAGACCGAGAAACUGUUUUAUUUUUUUUACCUGGCCUUAAUGUAAUGAGUGUGUAGGCCUACGGGUUUAUUUCGGCUUGGUGUAAUGUUUUGCACGGUCAACAGAAGGGUGUGUUUUGAGCAUGAUGCGAGUGCACAUUUGAAGCACAAAUUAUUCGCUAUUACACUCUCUUUAAAAUUGUCAUCGUUCUCUUCGCCAACAUACUAACCACACAAGAAUAUUGUUAGCUUUAGUAACUUACCUUCACACCUGAAAAGUGUAACAACGUUUCUAUGAUCCGAGAUCACAGGAAUCUGAAAAGAGCACCUUAUACUAAAUAGUUUUAUAUUACUAAUUAUUAGAAGUCAGCUUCUUUACUAAUACCGAACAAAUUUCAGCGCUCUCCAUUGAAAAAAAUAUAUCCGGAUGCGUUUGAAAUUUCGAGAUAUUGCGGAAUCACACAGUGUGGAACCAAAAAAAAAAGUGGAAAGAAAUUUGGAUUUUUCAACGAGACUAGAAUUGCAUUAAAACGAAUGGAAAUCUUUGUUGCAAGGAAAACAUGGGAAAUAGCACCUAAGCCAGUUGCAUGUGCAUGUAAAUGUCCACACCUUAAGUUUGAGUUGGUUGUCUGUCUCAUACUUACAUCAUAUUCUUUCUCGGAUGUCAUCCAAAGUUGCGAAAUUACAAACCUGUUGGAUUCACCCAUAGUAAUACCCACUACUCCACCAUAUCUUCGUAUUUUCAUUUACCAUUUACCUGAAAAAAAGUCGUGCUACUGCAGUACCAAAAAUCCAUCCCUUCAGUGUUGUGUUUGUUCAUUAUUUAUUCCAUCUUAGCUUUAAUUCAAGUCGGUAUUUUUAUUUGCCAACAUUAUUCGUCUGUUGCACACAAUAAUGGUGAAGGAUACUUGAUUUUUGUUAAGACUUGAAUCAAGGCUAAAUCCAUCCCAUUGGAUGGUCAUUACUAAACUUUCAGCCAAUAGGAAUGUUUCAUAGCGUGACGUAACGUGUUGUGCAGGCUGGUGGUGGUACGCGUGUUUUGUCUCGAGAAAAGCCAUUGGAAAGUCCAGGUUCCACACCUGAAGUUAUGAUUGUCGAUUUAUUUUGUUUUGCAGUAAACAAAAAGAGGUAUAUUUUUAAUAGAAAGCAAAGCAAGUUGAAUUUUUAAUGGCUUCACAGAGUUACGUUUCAUCCUUGUACCAAACUGUUUUAACCUAGGGUGCAAUGAAAAUGUAUUUCCGACUUAUGGUACAUAAUAUUUAUUUGGGUGGUUUUAUUUUUCAGUAAUAAAUGAGAAAAAUGAAAUUCACUCACAAAACGAAUAUAAAAUUUAAUUGGUUGAUUGGGAAAUGCCAUUUCUUGGUUAGCACGGUCCUUUGAACGUGGGUCAUGACAGUGAGUAUAUAUAAUCUAAUAAAAUCGGCUUUUCAAACAACUUUUUCCAAAAGCAUUUUAAAACACAACUCGUACAAAAAAGGUACAUGAAAAUAUCGUAUUGUUAUUGUAUGUGUUGUCUGUCGUUGUUUAUAAAUAACUGUACAUAAAAGUAAGACUAUUUAUAGCGCAUCGGUAAAGCUUUUACACUGAUGUAUUUAUACACCUUGUAUUUUAUGACGAAUUAUUUAUUAUUAAAAAGGGUACCGUACUGGCACACUUCAAACCCGCCACGAUGAGUGUUAGAAAAGUAGCUUUAACUUCGCGUUGCUAAACUUUACUUCGUCGACAGGAUUGGGCGAUGGAGGAAAAACCCAAACUCUACAUGUAUGUAUCAAGUUUAAUUUUCAAAAAAACCUGCCCCAAUUCUUAAAUUGCUUUUUAUUUUAAACAACAUUGAAAUACUUUCUCUUAUGUUACAAAGCUGCUUGGCCCUCACAUUCUUUGCUUUUUUCCUCAUGACAGUUUCAUCCUUGUGUCAUUAUAGACACCAAAACGACCCUUGGAAUGUUUUUUUUGGGGGGGGGAUGUUUGCAAACAGUGGUGCGUGUCCGCCAUUUUAAUUGGUGCGUUUCCCAAGAUGCAUAGCGUUAUAGUCAGAUACCGUUGUUUGAAAUGUAACAAUGUUUAAGAGUUCAGAUGCUCGCGGAACCAGACUUGAGUAGUUUCAGCCAUUAUAUGUUAUUAUUAUUCUUUUUGCGUGUGCUUUUUUACUGCGAUGAAGAAUAAUUUGAAGACAUCUAUAAAUGAUUGUUCAGAGCUCAUCCCAAAGUUUACUUUCGUAUAAAGAAGGUAACGAUUUACUGUUAAAUUCGAGCCAAAAGAGAGAUUGUACAUGUAUUUGUACUAAAUUAACAUUUUUUGUUUGUACAGUUGUCUCAAAUGCUAUUAGUGGUGUUAAUAACAUUAUGGCUUGAAUUUAAUCAUUGAUAACAAUAAUGCUGGUCAUGAAUGUGCCUUUCACCAAUGAACCAAAAAUGUGAAAAUUAAAAUGGUUGCAAAAAUAAGUCAAUUUUAUUUUCUAUCAUUGGGGUCGAGGUGUGCAAAGUCACUUACAUUGAGGCGUAAUCAUUGGCUGUAUGGUGAACGAUAAUGAACGACACAGGGGCUCGCUGUGUUUAACAAAUUAUUUUUACCCCCGACCGCUAUGCCAAUAAGUGUUUAGGGUUUUUCCUCAACUCUUUGUGAAUAUAUUUGUACACUUCUUUGUAACAUUUUGCCACCGUUCAUAGCUGUUCCAUUAGCUGGUACAAAUACAAGUGAGGAAUUAUUACAGUCGAGUCGCCUGCCCAGGGACAUACGCCACAAUCUCCUUCCUUUCUACAUCCACACUCACGAGCACGUCUAGUCUCCAUUUCAAGCCGUUGAUUGUAGUAACACAGUAGGCCUACAUAAUGGAACAUUUUGUGUAUUAAAGUACCCUUUCUAUCCUGGCCUUAAUAGUUUGUAUGAAAACCACAUUUUCGGCGGAAAAACCCUAAAUUAUUAGGUCUGCCAUCGAAAUGAAACGGCCCUAACCCGGCCAGUAAAAACCUAAGCGGGCUGUCAAUAUUUCACACUGCAUUUUAAUGCGAGAUUGUUAUAAUGAAAUAAUAAUGUUCACAUUACAUGGAUUGUUUACUAUAGAGAUAACACGCUUCGCUUGUUCGAUCAUUAAAACUUUUUGUGUCGGAUUUCGAAUGAAAGAGAUUGAAUCAUUUUCAUAA
Patiria miniata (bat star) is the source of this 8305-nucleotide messenger RNA. Its product is annotated as junctophilin-1-like. Gene Ontology annotation, cellular component: endoplasmic reticulum membrane; junctional membrane complex; plasma membrane. Bases 225 to 2768 code for a protein of 847 amino acids. The record is from RefSeq and is a predicted model, not a curated record. The transcript has 8 exons. NCBI's taxonomy places the organism in Eukaryota, Metazoa, Echinodermata, Asteroidea, Valvatida, Asterinidae.